GUCGCACGUGCUCUGAAGCAGCUACGGGCCAGACAUCGACUCAUUCUGACCGGAACACCGAUUCAGAAUAGGGUUUGUGAGCUGUGGUCCCUGUUUGAUUUUCUGAUGCCAGACUUCUUGGGUUCAGAAUCGACUUUCGUGGCUAGAUUUUCUCGUCCGGUUGCCGCCAGUCGUGAUCCAAAGGCCACUCGGGUCGAGCAGCGAGCAGGUCAUUUGGCUCUUGAGAGUCUCCACCGGCUGGUUCUACCCUUCAUGCUGCGACGACUGAAGGAAGACGUCAUGCUCGAUCUUCCACCGAAAAUUAUCCAAGAUUUCGCUUGUGAGAUGACUUCCGUUCAGCUUAUACUCUACGAAACCUUCAUGAAAUCAAACGAAGGCCGUGUACUCCUGAAAAAUAUCAAUUUAAAACAUGAGGACGGUGAUGAGGCCGAUUCGUUACCUACCCCGUACGGUGCGGUUCGCCACGGAUUUCAGGCACUGCGCUAUCUACAAGCAGUUUGUAAUCAUCCUUGCCUGGCCCUGAAACCGACUCAUCCCAUCUUGUCCGAAGUGAAGCGCUUGUUGCAAACCGAAUACGGACCGCGUGUCUCAUUGGAUUCCGUCCAUUUGAGCGGGAAAUUGUUGGCACUGUGUCGUCUGCUCACCGAUUGCGGAUUCGGUACACCAAACUUUGGUUCAUCCACGGACUCGACAAAUCCUUUCAGUUCCACUAGUUUGUGCAACACCGGAUCCUCAACCGACGAUCUCGAAGAAUCAUCCAGAGCGCUGCUCAAUCAGCAUCGUGCACUCAUCUUUUUCCAAACCCGCGAGAUGUUGAGGCUCACGGAAGAAAUGCUCAGUUAUUCGGUUUCGGAGCAUCUUAUAUCCGGGGCCAUGGAUCGCGUGCAUCGUAUUGGUCAACGGCGCACGGUUAACGUGUACCGUUUGAUCACACAGGACAGCAUUGAAGAGCAAAUAAUGAACCUUCAGGCAUUUAAAUUGCACCUGGCCAACACGGUGGUGUCCACAGACAAUCGUCAUCUUAGCGGUAUGGACACCGGACAUUUGUUUGACCGAUUCACCACUGCCUCUCGGUCGUCGACUGGUGACCACCAAGACCGCCCUACGGGAAGUGAUGUAAACACACUCGACUCACUUGAGGAAUGCUAUGAAACCGAAUAUAAUCUGGACGCGUUUGUGGCUCGUCUGAAAUAA
This is a messenger RNA of Echinostoma caproni, 1194 nucleotides long. NCBI's taxonomy places the organism in Eukaryota, Metazoa, Platyhelminthes, Trematoda, Plagiorchiida, Echinostomatidae. The record is from the annotation of a GenBank genome assembly.